UUACUAUAAAAUAUAACAUUUCUUCAACAAUUUCAUUCACUUCAACUCAAGUAUCUCUUUGAAACCUUUUAUUCUCAUUUUCUCUCAAUGGAUCGUUCUCUUUUUCACAAAAUGACACUUAUUGAUUCAGAUUCUGACGAAGAAUUUGAGAUAGCGAGGCAACUUGUUUUGGAAGGAGAAGGAUCAAGCUCACGUGGUUCUUCUAAAAAUGCACGUAGAUGCAUAAGGCGCGAUCGAUUGCAAGCCCACCAAAAUCUAUUUCGCGACUAUUUUGCUGAUCCUCCAAUCUAUCCUCACAAAUAUUUUUGAAGGAGGUUCCAGAUGAGUCGUCCUCUAUUUCUUCGUAUCCAAGUUGCAGUAGAAGCCCAUGAACCUUAUUUUGUCCAAAGCCCACCCACUCCCGUACGCUUCGGAACUCUCUUCUCUAGUCCUUUCUCUUUUUUCCCUUCAAUCUCUCUCUGCUUCACCUAUAUUUGAUUCAAUUGAGGAGAGAUUAUAUAGUGUUGCAAGCAUUGUUGCAACUGGGACUCUAUCUUUAGAUUGGGAUCAGAAGACUUGCACUUCCCAAGAGCUUUCCUUUGCAAAUCUUUAUUCAAUAAGGAAACAUGAAAUCUGAGGUCAUCAAAGAAACUGCCUGCCAUGAAGCAUGCAAUCAACAUUGUGAGAUUGGUGCAGUGAGAGAUAAUCUUGUGGAAGAAGCAAAUGCUCAAGAAAGGGGGAACGAACCUUAUGUUGAUGAGCAACCCAGUUAUUUCCCACCUGAACUGGUCGGUCAUAUUCCAAAGAAUUUGAAUAUGUUGUAUCAUUACUACUUAAUGGAGCUGGAGCAGAAAUUUGUUUAUGAUAUUCAAGUUCAUGAUAUUGUGCUUGUCCUGAGAAAUAAAAUAGAAGCUGAACUUGGAAGCUUGCAUUUUGAAUUGGAUGUUGGCAGGGGUAGUUUGACAGUGAACUUUAAAUAUGUAGGAGUGAUUAAUCUUAGCACAGAUCAGGUCCUUUUGUGUAGAAGGUUUCAGAAAACUCUUUUCAAAGCUCUUAUUCAUCAUGAUUUGAAAAGUUUAAAUAAGCAUAUGGAUGGAGAUAUUUUGGGAGCUGAGACUGAUUAUCUUUUGCUCCCAGCCACUGCAAAGCAUCAGAGACCUGAGAUCAUUGAUUGGCAUUGCGUUAAUUCUGUGCUAUUUUCGAGUAAGAAGAAUGGUGAAUCUCACUUGAAUUGUUCUUUACCCGAGGGUUGUGCUCGUAUUGUACAAACCAAAGAUGGUCCUGUACGCACUUGCCUGCUUCAGAAUUCUUUGGUGUACACCCCUCACAUUGAUCAUAUGUAUUGCACAACUAGGAUUCUGGAAUUGAAUGCAAACUCACGUAUGCAGCACCACCGUCGUGGCAAAAUCAAUACUUACAAAGAGUAUUAUGAAGACCAGCAUGGCAUCAAGCUGCUUUUUGAGCACGAAUCAUUGGUUAGUGUGAGACCCCUUUUUGGGGUGAAAAAACACCUUCAAAGAUGCAGAAAUCAGAUAAGGAAAGAAUCAAGUAUGAUGUCGGUUGAAUUGCCUCCGGAGCUUUGUUCUAUAAUUAGGUCACCAAUAUCAAUCAAUACAUUUUAUUCUUUCUCAUUUGUUCCUUCAAUCAUGCACCGGCUUGACUCUUUGCUUAUAGCUGCCAAGUUAAAAAAGAUGCAUUUGGAUCAUUGCGCGCAAAAUGAUGUUAUCCCAAUUUCCAAGGUCUUGGAAGCAAUUACUACAAAGAACUGCCAAUAGACAUUUGACUUGAAAUCCUUAGAAACGCUUGGAGAUUCAUUUCUCAAAUAUGCUGUGACUCAACAACUUUUUAAGACCUAUCAAGAUCAACCCGAGGGUGUGCUUGAUUCGAAGAGGAGAAAAAUAAUUUGCAGCUCUUUGCGAGUUUGGAUGUUACCGCAAACUUUUGGUAAAUGUGUUGUUGAGGGAAAAAUGAGUGUAUUGGCAUAUUCUUGUGAAAACCUUUGUAAAAUAGUGUUGUAACAAGUGUUGUUGUGGAAAGGCUUGAAAAUUGGUCAAGGAAGGCAACUUUGCUCGACCCUCGCUCGACGGAGCGCUCGAGCGAACUUGGGCAGAUUGCACCGCUCGACCUUCGCUCGACAUAUAGCUUGAGCGAACUCAGGCAGAUUCAAUUGCUCGACCUUCGCUUG
Carya illinoinensis is the source of this 2164-nucleotide messenger RNA. RefSeq names its product endoribonuclease Dicer homolog 2-like. The coding region runs from base 606 to 1754 and encodes 382 amino acids. Gene Ontology annotation, molecular function: protein binding; RNA binding; ribonuclease III activity. Gene Ontology annotation, biological process: siRNA processing. NCBI's taxonomy places the organism in Eukaryota, Viridiplantae, Streptophyta, Magnoliopsida, Fagales, Juglandaceae. The record is from RefSeq and is a predicted model, not a curated record. The transcript is spliced from 7 exons. Gene Ontology annotation, cellular component: nucleus; cytoplasm.